AUGUCCCAAGUUAACAAUUUGAAGAUGCUUAGAAUUUUGGUUGUUGAAAACUCCAAUAUGGCCUCCCAAAGCUUUUAUUCAAGAUCACUCAUGCAAUUCAUAGGCAAUCUUAUCCACUUGAGAUGCUUGAGUUUGAGAGGUUGUACUGAUUUGACCUUACCAUAUUCCUUGGGCAAUCUAAAGUACGUAGAAACCCUUGAUUUAAGUGAUAGUGAAUGUUCAACAAUCCCUGAUGUGCUGUGGAAGUUGGGACGUUUAAUGCAUCUCUACCUUCCCUACUGUCACUCCAACCGUAAGCUACAGUUAGAUGGGUUGGGCAUGUCCCUGGAGAUACUUGGAUCAUUUCACAGCAGAUUCUGCCUCCCUAGAGAUUUAUCCAAACUGACCAAUAUUCUUAGAGCCUUGAAAGCUAUUGUCCAUGAGAAUCUUGAAGACCUGGAGCAAUUCAUCAACCAUUUAUCAAACUUGAACCACCUCCGCGUCAGCUCACUUACCAUCAAGGUUCAUGAUUUUGGGAUCAACUCCAACAGGCAGAAAGAUGGAUUAAAAUCUUUGACUAUCCUAAAAGAAUUAAAACUUCUCACCAUGCCCAGAGAAUUCAUAAACAGAGUUGAAGUGGUGAAUGGUGAACAAGGACCAGAUUAUGAUAAAAUAAGUCAUGUGGCUUCAGAUGAAAUCCGCUGA
Molecule: messenger RNA, 684 nt
Organism: Coffea eugenioides
Lineage: Eukaryota; Viridiplantae; Streptophyta; Magnoliopsida; Gentianales; Rubiaceae
Product: probable disease resistance protein At1g58390
Exons: 2
Coding region: 1-684 (227 amino acids)
Source: RefSeq, a predicted model, not a curated record